This is a messenger RNA of Ostrea edulis (European flat oyster), 3032 nucleotides long. RefSeq names its product tripartite motif-containing protein 3-like. Gene Ontology annotation, molecular function: protein binding; zinc ion binding; translation repressor activity. Gene Ontology annotation, biological process: protein polyubiquitination; negative regulation of translation; proteasome-mediated ubiquitin-dependent protein catabolic process. The record is from RefSeq and is a predicted model, not a curated record. Lineage: Eukaryota; Metazoa; Mollusca; Bivalvia; Ostreida; Ostreidae. The transcript is spliced from 3 exons. Bases 160 to 2637 code for a protein of 825 amino acids.
AAACUUAUAUAUUUACUCAAGCGAUAACACGUAGAUAGUGUAUACAGGCUGACACGCCGCACAGGUAUUUAAUAUUCUCAGGACUAGACGGAAGGUCGAAAGAACAGGGCGGCCAUGUUGGAUUUUCAGUAAACUUCUCGUGUGAUCCCGCCAUCAGAAAUGCAUCCCCGGCGCAGUGUUCAGGGAGUCCUACUGUGUGACCUCUGUGAAACUGUCCCCCUACAGAGUCACUGUGAACUUUGUAAUAUAAAUCUCUGCGUUAACUGUGCAGUAAAGCAUGUCUCAGACUCGUCUAAAAGACACAAAGUCGUCCCCUUUCUACACAAAAAGUCUACUCCUAACUACCCAAAAUGUCCAGACCACGCCGAUAAACACUGUGAAAUUUACUGUGAAAAAUGCGACGUUCCUGUCUGUUCUACUUGCGUCACUUCAGGUAAACAUAAAGGUCACGAUAUAUCAGAUGUUCUGGAAAAACUCGGCGCUAAAACAGAAAGUUUACAAAAAGAUCUAGAAGAAUUGGAGACAAGAAUUUAUCCCCAAUAUGAAAAAAUGGUGUCUAAUGUCCAAAGUGAGAAAGCCGAGUUAGAAACGAAUUACGGGAAACUGACAACAGCCGCCGAUCAACAAGGAGAAGCCAUACACCGGGAGAUUACCGCCAUUGUCAACCAGCGGAAAUCCGCCAUUACGGAGAUGAAAACUAAACAUCUGGACGCGCUAAAUAAAAAUACAGAAGAAAUCACACAGAAAAUGGCGGAACUCAAACAGAUCAUGUCCGACUUGAAAUUAAUGCUAAAAUCAAACGACGUCUCCUUAACCUCUACUUACAAAUCUAGGAAUUCCGAAUUUAGAACAUUGCCGCCUACAGUCCGAGUUACAUUACCGAGUUUCUCUCCUCAGAAAAUAAACAAAGAUCAGCUCAAUGAAAUGUUUGGUUCUCUGUCGCCAUUAUCCAUUAACACAGAACAUGGCGACACAAUGAAGUCAGCAGAAGCUGUAUCGUCUCCUCCAGUCAAACCACUGCUUGAUGAGCCGCGCCUCACCGCCACCAUAGACACUGGGUGUAACGAACUAUACAGUGUUAGCCGUCUGAGUGAAGAUCAAGUCUGGACAUGCGGGACAAACAAAACCAUGAAGCUUCUCAACCUCCAGAGUGAACUACUGACAUCAAUACAAACCAAGUCGGGGGACGCACCAGGGAACAUAGCAGUGACACGGGACGGAGAUCUUGUUUAUACUGACAGUAGUAAUAACACUGUGAACUUAAUUAAGAAUAAACAGAUACAGACCGUGAUCACACUACAGGGGUGGAGACCUCGCUUUGUCUGCUGUACCGCGGCUAACCAUCUCCUGGUUACUAUGAACAGUGAUGAUAGAAAACAAUCCAAAGUCGUGCGUUACUCCGGCUCCACAGAAAAACAAAGUAUUCAGUUUGAUGAUCAGGGGCGUCCUCUCUAUUCAUCUAGUGUUUACAGUAAAUACAUCAGUGAGAACAAGAACCUGGAUAUCUGUGUGGCUGAUUGGGGAGCUAGAGCAGUAGUGGUGGUCAAUCAGUCAGGAAAUCUCCGAUUUAGAUACACUGGUCAUCCCUCCAAUACCAAGCAAUCAUUUAAUCCAGUCGGCAUCACUACAGACAGCCAGAGUCACAUCCUGACAGCAGACUAUCACAAUCACCGUAUCCACAUCCUAGAUCAGGACGGACAGUUCCUCCGUUACAUUCACUGUGGUUUAAAGUUUCCAUGGGGUUUAUGUGUGGACAUCAGAGACAACCUCUUUGUGGCUGAGUGGGGCACUGCUAAAUCAGCAGAAGCUGUAUCGUCUCCUCCAGUCAAACCACUGCUUGAUGAGCCGCGCCUCACCGCCACCAUAGACACUGGGUGUAACGAACUAUACAGUGUUAGCCGUCUGAGUGAAGAUCAAGUCUGGACAUGCGGGACAAACAAAACCAUGAAGCUUCUCAACCUCCAGAGUGAACUACUGACAUCAAUACAAACCAAGUCGGGGGACGCACCAGGGAACAUAGCAGUGACACGGGACGGAGAUCUUGUUUAUACUGACAGUAGUAAUAACACUGUGAACUUAAUUAAGAAUAAACAGAUACAGACCGUGAUCACACUACAGGGGUGGAGACCUCGCUUUGUCUGCUGUACCGCGGCUAACCAUCUCCUGGUUACCAUGAACAGUGAUGAUAGAAAACAAUCCAAAGUCGUGCGUUACUCCGGCUCCACAGAAAAACAAAGUAUUCAGUUUGAUGAUCAGGGGCGUCCUCUCUAUUCAUCUAGUGUUUACAGUAAAUACAUCAGUGAGAACAAGAACCUGGAUAUCUGUGUGGCUGAUUGGGGAGCUAGAGCAGUAGUGGUGGUCAAUCAGUCAGGAAAUCUCCGAUUUAGAUACACUGGUCAUCCCUCCAAUACCAAGCAAUCAUUUAAUCCAGUCGGCAUCACUACAGACAGCCAGAGUCACAUCCUGACAGCAGACUAUCACAAUCACCGUAUCCACAUCCUAGAUCAGGACGGACAGUUCCUCCGUUACAUUCACUGUGGUUUAAAGUUUCCAUGGGGUUUAUGUGUGGACAUCAGAGACAACCUCUUUGUGGCUGAGUGGGGCACUGCUAAAGUGAAGAAAAUCCAAUAUCUAUAAACACAGUGUUAAUUACAUCUACCAACACAGUGUUAAUUACACAGCUCUACAGUGUUAAUUACACAGCUCUACACAGCGUUAAUUACACAACUCAACACAGUGUAAUUUACAGAACUGUGUUAAUUCCUUCUAUUUGUUAAUUGCAUCAGCUUGUUAAUUACAUCUACUUGUUAAUUUCAGACCUAUGUACAUUACAUUCCCGUGUUAAUUACAGCCCUGUGUUAAUUACAGCCCUGUGUUAAUUACAGCCCUGUGUACAUUACAGUCCUCUGUUUGUGAUGUGUAACAUGUACUUGUGUUUGUGAAUUUAACAGAAUAUUAUUUUGUUUGUGAAUUAUAUCCUUCAAUAUGUGUUUGAUUUUACAAUGUAUAUAUUAGAUAAACAUGAUACAGAG